Messenger RNA from Peronospora matthiolae, 330 nucleotides. Lineage: Eukaryota; Oomycota; Peronosporomycetes; Peronosporales; Peronosporaceae. The record is from the annotation of a GenBank genome assembly.
AUGUCAAAGCUCUCUCGUUCUCAAGCUGAGCAAAAGCAUACUCAGCUCGAUGCUUCAAGACAAUGUCCGCCAGUUGAAGACGCCUGUCCCGCCCAUGCUCGAGGUCGUCGCGUAACGCAAGAGUUACGCGAUCCAAGAAGCUCUCGGAGACACACGCUCCCAUACGAUUGUGUGGAGAGCGUCUUCCCUCCUCCUCCACCUCCUUUGAAGGACUCUCGCGGUGGCCAGUGCUAUCUGAUUGAGCGGCUGUUGAGCCACCGCGAUGUGAACGGACGUCGGACGAGUUACCUCGUCCGGUGGCGCGGUUAUCCCUCGUCCUGGGAUACUUGA